UUAGGGUGGGGAGUAGUCUUUUGGCCUUUUUUCAAAUGCCUUUCGGAAUUGGGAGCAACGAAACAAACAGGGUUUGAAGGCUUGAUUUUGAAGCUGAAGCUCCUAAAUUGCAGUAGGAAACAACUAAAAAAUUUGGCGGGAAAGGGAAAUAAAUUUAAUUGAAAUUUGAAUGGCGAACAAGUUGAUAAGCGAGAUGGGACUGCCAAGAUCCAUCGCUAACAUUUUCGCUGCUCGUAACAUCACUACAGCCAAGGAUGCCUUAUCUUUAACUGAAUUCGAGUUAAUGGAAUUAUUAGAUGUCGGAUUACAAGAAGUAAGAUCUGCAUUAAAACACAUAAGUCAGAUUGUCUCUCCGCCAUAUCAGACUGCACUAUUGUUGAUGGAGCAACAUGUUCAAAAGGAGCAAUCACAGGGACAUCUUCCCACACAGCUGAAAGGACUAGAUGCGGCCUUGUGUGGUGGAAUACCGUUUGGUGUGUUGACAGAGUUGGUUGGUCCAUCUGGGAUUGGCAAAACACAAUUUUGCUUGAAGCUCUCCUUAUUGGCUUCGCUGCCAGCACAUUAUGGAGGCUUAGGUGGCCAUGUAAUAUAUAUCGAUGUAGAGUCGAAAUUUAGUUCAAGAAGGUUGAUAGAAAUUGGAGCAAAAAGUUACCCAGAAAUAUUUCAUACAAAAGGAAUGGCACAGGAGAUGGCUGGGAGGAUUCUUGUCUUGCGGCCAACAUCACUCUCUGAAUUCACAGAGAGUGUGCAACAAAUUAAAGUUUCACUCCUCCAAAAUCAGGUGAAGUUGCUAGUGAUUGAUAGUAUGGCUGCUCUUGUUUCAGGGGAACAUGAGCCAGGACCUCUAAGACAGCACCCUUUGGGUUGGCAUAUUUCCUUCAUUAAGUCACUUGCUGAAUUUUCACGAAUUCCUAUCGUGGUCACAAAUCAAGUGCGAUCUCAAAGCCAUGAUGAAUCCCGCCAAUAUUCUUUCCAAGGGCAGGGCAAAGGAAAAAUUGUAGAGGACCCACCUAAACAUGAUUCUCAUCUUGUUGCUGCUUUGGGUAUUCAUUGGGCUCAUGCUGUAACCAUCCGUCUUGUGCUUGAAGCCAAAUCAGGUCAAAGGUUUAUGAAGGUGGCAAAAUCUCCAAUAUCGCCACCUCUUGCUUUUCCUUUUAACAUAACUUCAUCUGGAAUUUCGUUGCUCGAUGAUGAUGGAACGGAGCUAAUGGGGCCAGAUAUAAACUCAAUCCAUUGUCAGGGGCAUGAUGACAUUAUUAAUUCUGAUGGAGGAGGAUUGCAUUGAUCAAUUGGGAACAAAGUUCAUAUAUUACUCAAUUUGCAAGCAAAUGUGAGGCUACCCAUGAAAUUGGUGACUCAUUUUGAACUGUUCCAUAUUAACCUUUAUACUACGAUGAAAAGUCUCUCAAGAUAUGCACUUACUGAAUGCAUCAUUCAUCUUGGCCUGUAAUUGCAUUUUUUCAUGAGUGAAAGGAGUUGGGUUGAUGUUUCAACUUGGUCA
This is a messenger RNA of Mangifera indica (mango), 1501 nucleotides long. Its product is annotated as DNA repair protein RAD51 homolog 2. Gene Ontology annotation, biological process: double-strand break repair via homologous recombination. Gene Ontology annotation, cellular component: Rad51B-Rad51C-Rad51D-XRCC2 complex; replication fork. The record is from RefSeq and is a predicted model, not a curated record. The coding region runs from base 170 to 1285 and encodes 371 amino acids. Gene Ontology annotation, molecular function: ATP binding; ATP hydrolysis activity; four-way junction DNA binding. NCBI's taxonomy places the organism in Eukaryota, Viridiplantae, Streptophyta, Magnoliopsida, Sapindales, Anacardiaceae. The transcript has 12 exons.